CAAGCCGCUGCUUUUGGCACGAUGGGCUGAGACAGCGUGACUCGCGCUGCAUGCCGCCCGACAGGCCUGAUGUGGCCUCAAAGUGGACAGCAGCCCUUUGGGGUGAUGCCCCAAGCCACGCGGCUGCCUCCCUUGUCAGGGGCCGAUGUGGAUGGCCUCGAAGAGGAGGUGGCAAAGCUCGCAAAACUGCGGCGGCCUCCUGGAGGCAGUGAGAUGGCCAAUAUCUCGCGCAAGCGCCGCGACAUGGCCCUGGCAGGGCGCGAGGCGGCGACUCCCAGCCGCGAACGGGAGGCUUUGCCCCCGCGCGCACUUCCGGGCACACUGCUGAAGACCAACGGCCGCCGUCGACCCAGCAGCCCGGCAAUCGAGAAGCCCAACUUCGCGGUGCCCAGAGGCGCAGAGCUCGGGGCUGAGACGCCGGAUCGAAAAGAGGUCCAGAGAUUACAGGAGGAGCUGAAGCUGCGGAGCGUAGAGCUGGACCAGUUCCGGCAGGCCUUCAGGAAGAAGAGCGAGGAGUAUGAGGGCUGCGUGGUAUUGCUCAAUGUCACUCAAGCAGAGCUCCACUUGGCGCAAGAGCGGCUCCGCACGCAGUCCCCGACGCCUCCGCAGAUCGCGCCCCGGCGCCUCCACGGCGUCGGGGCCUUCGCCAGCCCCCGGGAGGUGGCAGAGGAGGUGGCCGCUUGGGCCGUGACCCUGAUCUCCAACCGCGUGCUGACGCGGCCGCUGAAGGUUGAUGACUUGCAGGGAGCACGGCAAAGCCGACAUGGUAGCGAAGGCACGAAGUCUGACCAGCGCACCACGCAGUAUCAACAGUCCACAAAUCCGGUCCUCCAACCUCCGGUGCAACCACAGAGGCCCCCUCAGCCGCUACAAACACACCGCCCGGCAAGUCAGUUCCAGUCUGGGGGGGAAACACAGCAUGCACAGCCGCAAGAGCGGGCAGUUGCGCAUGCAUUUACUCAAGAGCAGCAGCAGCUAGCUCAUCAACAGGAUGAAGCACAGCAGCUGGAAAGGCAACUAGCUCAGCUCCAACUGCAGUAUGAACAGCUGCAGGCGCAGCAAGCGCAGCUUCAGUCACGGAAUGCGCAGCUGCAUCAACUUCAACAGCAUUCACCGAUGCAGCCGCAACAACUACAAGUACUGCAGCAACAGCAACCACCCCACCAACCACCACAAGAUGCACAUCCGCUGCAGGAGCAGCCACCACCGCAAAUUCAGCUCCAGCAACCGCUGCCUGCACAGCAGCAGCAUCCGCAGGAGACGCAUCUGCAGGAGCAACUGCCGCAUGCACAAUUGCAGCCGCAGCAUGCGCUGCUGCAACCGCAGCAUGCACAGACGCAGCCGCAGCAUGCACAGAUGCAACCGCAGCAUCCACCCCCAGAGCAUGUGCAACAUGUCCAGCUGCAGCCACAGCAUGCGCAGAUGCAGCCGCAGCAUGCGCAGCUGCAACCGCAGCAUGCACAGAUGCAGCAGCAGCAUUCGCCGAUGCAGCCGCAACAACUACAAGUACUGCAGCAACAGCCACCACCCCACCAACCACCACAAGAUGCACAUCCGCUGCAGGAGCAGCCACCACCGCAAAUUCAGCUCCAGCAACCGCUGCCUGCACAGCAGCAGCAUCCGCAGGAGACGCAUUUGCAGGAGCAACUGCCGCAUGCACAAUUGCAGCCGCAGCAUGCGCUGCUGCAACCGCAGCAUGCACAGACGCAGCCGCAGCAUGCACAGAUGCAACCGCAGCAUCCACCCCCAGAGCAUGUGCAACAUGUCCAGCUGCAGCCACAGCAUGUGCAGAUGCAGCCGCAGCAUGCGCAGCUGCAACCGCAGCAUGCACAGAUGCAGCAGCAGCAUGCACAGAUGCAGCUGCAGCGUGCACAGAUGCAGCUGCAGAAUCCAACCCUGGAGCAUGUGCAACAUGUCCAGUUGCAGCCGCAGCAUUUGCAGAUGCAGCCGCAGCAUGCGCAGCUGCAACCGCAGGAGCUUCAACAACUGUCACCACAGCUGCAAACACUGCAGCAACAGCCACCACCCCACCAACCACUUCAGCAAGAUGCACAUCCUUGGCAGGAGCAGCCACCAGCGCAUGUGCUGCUGCAGCCGCAGCCAGCACAACUGCAGCUGCAGCAUGCAGCACCAGAGCCACAGCUGCAAGCACCACGACCACAACUCCAGCCGGCAGUGCAGCAGUCGCUGCAAGUUCAGCGGCAAGCGGCAGUUUCACUAGGUUCCCAGGGUGCAGAUCGCGCGCACGCAGAUGUUCCACGGGGCCAAGACGGCCCAGAUCUCUUCGGCGGUCCGGGCACCUUCGGCGCGAACGCAUCAGAUGCGAACACCGUCGAGCGAGACGAUCCUGAUGUUCUGCUACGGUACUUGCAAGAGCAGGAUGAGGACUUGGACGAGGAGGCGCGGCGCGUGGCCAACAAGGUGGCGCCGGUGCCUCCGUCCAGAUCCCCGCCGCCUGACACGGGCGGCACCCCCACGCCGCAGGUGGAGGAGCAGGAGCCAGACAGUCAGUGGGCAAACUGCAGCAUCAUCCGGGAGGUGGAUGUGUGCUGCACAGCGACGCAAACUUCGCCCACGCCGGGCUCGGAGCGGCGUGACCCAGCGUCUGGGAAGGCACUGGUCACUGCACAAGAGGAAGUGCGAGCUAUGAAGACGAUAGUGGCCAACUCCAAAAAGGAGAUUCUCUACUAUAACCAGGUGCUUCGGGAAAAAAAUGCCGAGCACGAGCAAGAGCUCAAGGAUAUGCAGGAGACCAUGGACACCGAGCGGCGCAGAAGUGCGGAGGACAUGAGGCUUUGGAAGCUGCAUGUCAAGAAGGAGCUGAUGCAAGAUCCCAUCAUGGCAGUGGCGCUGCACAUGUGGGAGCGGGAGGUGACAGCCCUCCGAACUUCACAGGCGUUUUCGCAAUGGAAGCGGAAGGCCAGCCAGCUGAUGAAAGCCCGGGGCAUGCAAGGCAAGAUGACCCUUCUGGUUACCCUGCACGGAGCUAUCCGGGACUGGCGCAUUGCGGUGAUCGAAGCCCAGGCCCAAAGGCUGAAACAUACGCUGCUAUCGAAGUGGUCCCACUCUGUGGAGCAGGCAUCGCUUGCAUGGGGGCGCGAGCUGGAGCACGGGCUGAAGAGCAGCAGCUUUACGGCCUGGAGCUGGUCCUGGCGCUUCGCGCGCUGGCAGCGCAAGGCCCAGCGCCGGGUGAGCUUCUCCCUGCAGCGGUGGAUGUACACAGCCAACCAGGUCUUAGAGUACUACACAUUCCUGGCCUGGUACGAAUCAUUGAUGGAGGUGAAGCUUCAAGGCUUCCGGCUGCAGCUGGAACACAAGAAGACGGUCUUCCUCAAGGCCGUGCUGGCCUUCGACCCGGAGGUGUCGCAGCUGGCGCUGCGCAGCGUCUUCUACGCCUGGAACUGGAGCAUCCAAGCGGAGAAGGCCAAGGCGUUGGCCGGUGCCAUGCAGCGACACGAGCGCCGGCCCUCACAUUUGCUCGAGAAAGCGAUUGCAUUUUUGUCCACGGACCCGGUCUUCAAGCUCUUGAUCUUCAAGCGAUGGGAGGACCUCAUGUCCCGCCGGAAGGCCAAGCUCGUGUCAGCGAAGCUCAGGAACCUGGGGGCAUCGAUGCAGGUGAUCGGCGCUCUUGCGCACUAUGCGCAUGAUCAGAGCAAUCUGCUGAUGCAGUCGGUCGUCUCGUCUUGGCGUCGGCUGGUUGAAGUGCAAGCCCUGCGGCGAAGUGACGAGUACACCACCCGCUUCACCACGCAAUUUGUCCUCUCCGCCUGGGAGUUGCCGCUGCGGAUGGUGGCCUUCCAGGGCUGGCAGCGGCUGGCGAAGUGGCAUCACUUCAGAAAGCACUGGCUGGGCUUCUUCCGACCCGAGCAGGAUCUGGUGCCCAUAGUCCGGGCCUGGAAGCAGAUGGUGAAGAGAGGCACUGAGAGCCAGAAGAUCAAUGUCCAAGUGGAGAAGAAAGAGCUUGACAAGUCCUGGUUCGUCUCCUUGCUGUGCUUCGUGUACUGGCGUUUGAAGUUGAGGCCAAGUGCUGCUGUGGUGAGCUAUGUGCCCAAACUCGCGCGGUGCCAGGCAGUGGCCGCGGAAAAGCUUGCAGAGGCAGAGGAGAAGUCUGUGUUCCUCAUCAUGUUCCACGCGUGGAGGGCGGAGCUGCUCCAUUGCAAGAAGGACCAGCAGCACGAGAAGGCGGCGAAGGCCGAGGAGAAGGCCGCGAUGCUGGAAAAGACCAUGAAGGACGACAGCUCAAAGGUGGCUGUUCUCGAAACCAACGUCAAGGACCUGGAGACAAACGUCAAGGACCUCGAGGCAAAGAAUGCAGCCGCCGCCACAGAGAAGCAGCAGUUAGAGGCAAAAGUGGAGGAAUUGGAGCAGCAGGCAAAGAAGUCCAAGUGCUGCGUGGUGCAGUGAAGUGGCAACCGACCUCCCGCACCUGGAGGACAUGCAGCGAGUGCUGACGCCAGCCUUCAGAGUUGUGUCACCCGCUGACUCAAAGAUUGGUCAGCGCAGCAUUACACAGAAAGGUCUUGGAGGGAACACCGCAUUCAUGGG
This is a messenger RNA of Effrenium voratum, 4545 nucleotides long. The record is from the annotation of a GenBank genome assembly. Lineage: Eukaryota; Dinophyceae; Suessiales; Symbiodiniaceae.